Molecule: messenger RNA, 1273 nt
Organism: Dacryopinax primogenitus
Lineage: Eukaryota; Fungi; Basidiomycota; Dacrymycetes; Dacrymycetales; Dacrymycetaceae
Exons: 8
Coding region: 292-1200 (302 amino acids)
Biological process (GO): protein dephosphorylation; phosphatidylinositol 3-kinase/protein kinase B signal transduction; regulation of phosphatidylinositol 3-kinase/protein kinase B signal transduction
Cellular component (GO): cell projection; plasma membrane; cytosol
Molecular function (GO): protein tyrosine phosphatase activity; phosphatidylinositol-3,4,5-trisphosphate 3-phosphatase activity
Source: RefSeq, a predicted model, not a curated record
GGAACCCCGAGGUACAUGCCAACUGGGGCCGUUUUGUUAUGAACGCCUUCAACGCGUCCUGCGUUGACUGAUACCCCUUUCUUCUGUCAUUCUCAGUCCCCGUAUAUUCCACGCUCUCUCGGAGCCAGGGGGAUAUGUCUAGUUUCGCUAGAAGAGUUGUGUCUGGGAGCAAGGCGCGCUUCAAAGACAAAACGCUCAACGUCGACCUGGACCUUGUCUAUCUCACAGAUAGGGUAAUGAUAAUGGGUUUCCCUGCUGCCGGGAUGGUUGCAAUGUAUCGCAAUUCGCGACAUGACGUUCGCAAGUUCCUCGAGCAUCGACAUGCCGACAAGUAUUGGAUAUUCAACUUAUGCCUGUCCGGUCACAGAGAAUGCCUACGAUCCCGCCUUCUUCGGCGGACGUGUUUCCCGCUACCCGUUUCCCGACCACCACGCCCCUCCCCUGGCAUUACUUGCCCUCGCGGUGAGGGAGAUGCAAGCUUGGUUGCUAGGCGACCCAGACAGAGUGAUUGUUGUUCACUGCAAAGCGGGAAAGGGCCGCUCCGGCACUAUCGCUUGUGCCUAUCUGCUUACACUCGAAGCCCCUCCAACCGGUCCAAAACUACAAAAGAGCAUGACAGCGAAAGAAUGGGCAGUAAGAAGAGCUGAGGAGUUGUUGCGGCUGGCGGAAGAGGACUUGGAGGAGCUGGAAGAUUGGGAGGCCCAAACGGAGGGAAAUGGGAGUCCAACGACUGCGCGACGAGCACUCAUACCGAACAGAAGGAAGACCAUCAAGAAUCAAGCCAUCUCCAGAGAUCAACCGAUCGAUCACGGGAGGCUAUUUCCAGAGAUUCAACAAGUUGCGAUCUCACACACUCGCUUUGCUAGUAUCCGGCACGUCCCCGCCCCGAGUAUGGUCAAUACCCGUUGUGCCACAGCAUCCCGUCAUCCUCAAAUCCAUCACGAUCCGCCUAAGAUCCACCUCAACCGUGUCUCGAACCGGUCUCUCUCGCCGAUCCCCGUUGCGAAAAUCAAAGAGCGAGGUGUGGGCAUGUCUCUCCAGGCGGAGAAGGGACUUAGGAGAAAUUAUGAGGCAGGCGUCUUGGCCUCGGAGUUGAAGAACGGGGAAUGGGAUAAGAAAAAGAUGAUCAGGGAGUUUGGAAGGCUAGAAAGGUCAGCCGUCGUUGAAGAGGGUGGCAUUCUCACCUUGGUGCCGGGAUAAUUGAUGUAGAGACGGUGCUGCAAUGGGCAUAAUGAGAGCGAAGGCUGCUCGUGUAUAAACGUGAGAAGCAAAU